Messenger RNA from Puma concolor (puma), 1848 nucleotides. Lineage: Eukaryota; Metazoa; Chordata; Mammalia; Carnivora; Felidae. The record is from RefSeq and is a predicted model, not a curated record.
CACACUGAAACCAUUAGGAAAAAUCCUUGUGGUUAACAGCAGAGGCUUCAGAGUGUAACCUGUACUCGGGCCUAGAAAUUAUUUUAAAUGGCGACUGAUACGUCUCAAGGUGAACUCGUCCAUCCUAAGGCACUCCCACUUAUAGUAGGAGCUCAGCUGAUCCACGCGGACAAGUUAGGUGAGAAGGUGGAAGAUAGCACCAUGCCGAUUCGUCGAACUGUGAAUUCUACACGAGAAACUCCUCCCAAAAGCAAGCUUGCUGAAGGGGAGGAAGAAAAGCCAGAACCAGAUAUAAGUUCAGAGGAAUCUGUCUCCACUGUAGAAGAACAAGAGAAUGAAACUCCACCUGCUACAUCUAGUGAGACAGAGCAGCCAAAGGGAGAACCUGAGAACGAAGAGAAGGAAGAGAACAAGUCUUCUGAGGAAACCAAAAAGGAUGAGAAAGAUCAGUCUAAAGAAAAGGAGAAGAAAGUGAAAAAAACAAUACCUUCCUGGGCUACCCUUUCUGCCAGCCAGCUAGCCAGGGCCCAGAAACAAACACCGAUGGCUUCCUCCCCACGUCCCAAGAUGGAUGCAAUCCUAACUGAGGCCAUUAAGGCAUGCUUCCAGAAGAGUGGUGCAUCAGUGGUUGCUAUUCGGAAAUACAUUAUCCAUAAGUACCCUUCUCUGGAGCUGGAGAGAAGGGGCUACCUCCUUAAACAAGCACUAAAAAGAGAAUUAAAUAGAGGUGUCAUCAAACAGGUAAAAGGAAAAGGUGCUUCUGGGAGUUUUGUUGUGGUCCAAAAAUCAAGAAAAACACCUCAGAAAUCCAGAAACAGAAAGCUCUGUAUCCUUGAGCCUCAGCUGUUGAAGAAUGCUCUGCAGAGAGCAGUAGAGAGAGGCCAGUUAGAACAAAUAACUGGCAAAGGUGCUUCUGGGACAUUCCAGCUGAAGAAAUCAGGGGAGAAACCCCUGCUUGGUGGAAGCCUGAUGGAAUAUGCAAUCUUGUCUGCUAUUGCUGCCAUGAAUGAGCCGAAGACCUGCUCUACCACUGCUCUGAAGAAGUAUGUCCUGGAGAACCACCCAGGGACCAAUUCUAACUAUCAAAUGCAUUUGUUGAAGAAGACUCUUCAGAAAUGCGAAAAGAAUGGAUGGAUGGAACAGAUCUCUGGCAAAGGAUUCAGUGGCACCUUCCAGCUCUGUUUUCCCUAUUACCCCAGCCCAGGAGUUCUAUUUCCAAAGAAAGAGCUAGAUGAUUCAAGAGACGAGGAUGAAGAUGAGGAGGACUCUUCAGAAGAAGACUCUGAUGACGAAGAGCCACCACCUAAAAGAAGGUUGCAGAAGAAAACCCCAGCCAAGUCUUCGGUGAAGGCCGCAUCGGUGAAGCAGAGAGGGUCCAAGCCCGCGCCCAAAGUCCCAGCUGCCCAGCGGGGGAAAGCUAGGCCCUUGUCUAAGAAAGCCCCUCCUAAGGCCAAAACUCCUGCCAAGAAAGCCAGACCCUCAUCCUCAGUCAUCAAGAAACCUAGUGGUGGCUCUUCAAAAAAGCCUGCAGCCAGUGUCAGAAAGGAAGUGAAAUUGCCCAGUAAGGGCAAAGCCAACAUGAAGAAGUCUUUCAAAGCAAAAAAGUAAAUUUUAUAGGAAAAAAAGGGUAUCAUGAUAAAAUUCAGAAUCUUAUUUUCUAAGGUCAGUGUGCAUUUGUUUUAGUUUUGAUGCUUUUAAAAUUACAUUUUUUCCCUUCCCUAUGAACAUUGUGGGGAGGGAAUAUAAAUAAACCAAUUUAGGCAUUUGUUCGCUUUAGGUGCUGUUCUUGGUGCCUACCCCUUCCCUCAGUCAUUUUAAUUUCUGCGAUAACUCCGGAUUUUCCUGAAC